Messenger RNA from Microplitis demolitor, 1381 nucleotides. Its product is annotated as transcription factor hamlet-like. The record is from RefSeq and is a predicted model, not a curated record. Gene Ontology annotation, biological process: regulation of transcription by RNA polymerase II. The coding region runs from base 137 to 1381 and encodes 414 amino acids. NCBI's taxonomy places the organism in Eukaryota, Metazoa, Arthropoda, Insecta, Hymenoptera, Braconidae. The transcript has 2 exons. Gene Ontology annotation, molecular function: RNA polymerase II cis-regulatory region sequence-specific DNA binding; DNA-binding transcription activator activity, RNA polymerase II-specific. Gene Ontology annotation, cellular component: nucleus.
AACACUGUGGAUUAACUAUUUUUUGUAUUUUCUUAUUUCCCGCCACGUGUCAAAUGAUUUAUUAUCGAGACCACUAAUGAAGUGAAAUAUCCAACUUGCAGGGACUCAAAAACGGGAGAUUUAAACGCGCGGUGUAAUGAGCGGAUACCUCAGCAGCAGCCUGUCCCCGUUAGCUUGCGACCCAAAGUACUCACCAGCUGCCAUGCGGGAGAAAGAUUCCAGUCCAAGAAAAAUGCCAGGACACAUCAGCCCUAAGCAAGCGAGUAUCUAUCCACUGAGUGUCCGAGUAUCUGACGCCGAGGAAUUGCCCUACGACCUGAGCCACGCAAACAGCAGAAUAAGUCCCGCUUCGCAUCAGCACCAGCAUCAACACCAACCGCACAUGAGUCCUGCGGCGCGACCACCCGCCCAGCACGAAGACAUGGACUGCGAGCCGCUGGACCUGCGUGUUGACCACAAGAAAGAGCAUCUGCGAGACGAGAACCAGAAUGACAUCGAAGUGCUCAAUCAGAAUGGCCUGGGGCUGCCUUAUCACACGGUUCUGUUUCCUCAGCACCACGCAGUCCAUCCGCUGGUGCUGGAGGCCAUGUAUCGAUCCCAUCCCCCACUUCCCGAAUUACCGAAGAUUCAAGUCCGGGCCUUGCCUACAAUGGUCCCACUGCCUUCCAAUCGAUUUUCCACGCCCUCAACUCCUUCAUCAUCUACCCGUACCUCCACCCCACCGAGCAAUAGUCAGCCGACAUCAACACCCGCGUCCAAUCCUUACUCGGUAAAUGUCGCGAACACGGGACUCAAACCCAAAGAUCGUUAUUCCUGUAAAUUCUGUGGCAAAGUCUUCCCCAGGAGCGCGAAUCUGACGAGGCAUCUGAGGACCCACACCGGCGAGCAGCCUUACAAGUGUAAAUACUGCGAAAGAUCAUUCAGCAUCUCCAGCAAUCUCCAACGACACGUUAGGAAUAUUCACAAUAAGGAAAAACCUUUCAAGUGUCCGCUCUGCGAAAGAUGCUUCGGACAGCAAACCAAUUUGGACAGACAUCUCAAGAAACACGACGCCGAUGGACCCACGAUACUCGACGAAGUCCGUUCGCGUUACCACGGUCAGCUUCCGAGAGCAGACGAGUCAUACUUUGAAGAAAUAAGAAGUUUUAUGGGAAAAAUAACCUCGCAGAGACAAGGGAUGCCUUAUUUCACGGGACUGCUGGCGCCGACUGCGGAGGAACUCAGAAACGACAAACAGCAAGCGCUGGAAGACAAACGCGGUGACUCAUCGUACUUCAGCGACCGGGAUAACCUGAGUUCCAGGUCGAGCAGCAGCGCCAGCAGAGCUGAAAGUGUUCACGAAGAACGCGAUACGCCUCCUCUGUCGCCUGGCAAUACUUGA